Messenger RNA from Panicum hallii, 2717 nucleotides. Its product is annotated as leucine-rich repeat extensin-like protein 7. The transcript has a single exon. NCBI's taxonomy places the organism in Eukaryota, Viridiplantae, Streptophyta, Magnoliopsida, Poales, Poaceae. The coding region runs from base 214 to 2445 and encodes 743 amino acids. Gene Ontology annotation, molecular function: protein binding. The record is from RefSeq and is a predicted model, not a curated record.
UCGCUCACACCCCCCAUGUGCCCGCUCUGAAUGCCACUGCGGCUUCACGCGCCACCACCACCCCCAGCCUCCUUCCUCCCCGCUCCUCCGUGAUCCCUCCCUCCUCUCCCUAGAUCAAGCCCCCGCAUUCCUUCCUUCCUCCCUCCAGAUCGCGGCAACCCCCAGACCAGACAUUCCCGUCCUCGGGACGAGCGGCGACCAGUCCCGCUGGCCAUGACCCCCCGCGGCGCGCCGGCGCGCGCGGCGCUGCUGCUGCUGCUGGCGCUGCUCGGGCUCCUGCACCCGCGCCCGGCGGCGGCGCAGCAGGAGGGCGCCGUGCCGGAGGCGUACGCGGCCUCGUUCGCGUCCCGCUUCGCCGCGCCGCCGUCCUGGUCCUUCCCGAACCCGCGCCUCCGGGCCGCCUACGCCGCGCUCCAGGCGUGGAAGCGCACCGCCAUCUUCUCCGACCCCUCCAACUUCACCGCCAACUGGUCCGGCCCCAACGUCUGCGCCUACAACGGCGUCUUCUGCGCGCCCCUCCCCGGCACCGCCGGCGCCGGCGCCGCCUCCGGCGGAUACAGCCACGGCCACGGCAGCAGCGGCGAUGGAGACCUCGUCGUCGCCGGCAUCGACCUCAACCACGCCGACAUCGCCGGGUACCUGCCGGCGUCGCUGCCCCUCGGCGUCCCGGACCUGGCGCUCUUCCACAUCAACUCCAACCGCUUCUGCGGCGUCGUCCCGGAGACCUUCCGCCACCUGCGCCUGCUCCACGAGCUCGACCUCAGCAACAACCGCUUCGUCGGGGGAUUCCCCGAGGUCGUGCUCUCGCUGCCGUCGCUCAGGUACCUCGACCUCAGGUUCAACGACUUCGAGGGCUCCAUCCCGCCGGCGCUCUUCGACCGCCCGCUCGACGCCAUCUUCCUCAACUCCAACCGCCUCCGCAACCCCAUCCCGGCCAACCUCGGCAACUCGCCGGCCUCCGUCGUCGUGCUCGCGCACAACAGGCUCGGGGGAUGCAUCCCUCCCAGCAUCGGCAAGAUGGCCGAGACGCUGAACGAGAUCGUGCUCAUCGCCGACGAGCUCACAGGGUGCGUCCCGCCCCAGGUCGGGCUGCUCAAGAAGGUCACCGUGUUCGACGUCAGCGACAACCACCUCCAGGGCCAGCUCCCGGCCAGCAUUGGCGGGAUGGCCGCCGUCGAGGAGCUCGACGUCGCCAGGAACCGCUUCGAGGGCGCCUUGCCGGCCGGCGUCUGCGGCCUCGCCAGCCUCAAGAACUUCACGUACACCGACAACUUCAUCACCUCGCGCCCGCCCUGCGCCAAGGCCACCGCCGACGGCGCGUGGAACUGCAUCCCCGGCGCGCCGGCCCAGCGCCCGCCGUCGCAGUGCGCGGCCGCCGCAGCGCACCCGUUCGACUGCAGCAAGGCGCAAUGCCAGGCCCCGGCGUACACCCCAACGCCGGGUGGUGGUGGGUACACCCCGACGCCCGGUGCUGGUGGCCAUGGCGGGCGCGGUGGACGUGGAAGCGGCAAGCAACCGCCCACGCCAGUGGGAUCGCCUCCGAGAGGCCGCAUCGCUGGGAACCCGCCGCCGCCAUCGAGCUCUCCUACCCCAUCCUACCCGUCGCCGCCUUCGAGCUCUCCUUCUACUCCUUCCUACCCGUCGCCGCCGUCGAGCGCCACCACUCCAUCGUACCACUCGCCACCAAAGGGCUCCACCACGCCGUCGUACCCUCCGCCGCCGUCGAGCGCCAGCACCCCGUCCUACCACCACUCGCCACCCCAGGGAUCACCCACCACCCCGUCCUACCCCUCGCCGCCACAGGGCUCCACCACCCCGUCCUACCCUCCGCCGCCGUCGAGCGCCAGCACCCCGUCCUACCACCACUCGCCACCCCAGGGUUCACCCACCACGCCGUCCUACCCCUCACCACCCUCAAGCUCCAGCACUCCAUCCUACCACUCGCCGCCGCACGGCGCGCCGACCCCGUCCCACCCGUCGCCACCAAAGGGCUCUUCCUCCCCAACCCCAGUGACCCACGCGCCGCCCCCGCCGACCUCGGCGGACGAACCGGACGUGCGUUACGCGCCGCCGCCGCGCUCGUACGGCCCCAAGCCCUCGACGCCCCCAUCCCACGGCUCGGCGUCGCCUCCCUCGACAGGCUACCAGCCGCCGUCCUCCGGCCACCCGACGCCGUCGCCGCCAACGGAGCACCCAGGCUACGUCCUGCCGCCGCACGCCCCAGGGACCCCCUCCUCGCCCCCGUCGCACCCCGGCACCCCCUCGACGACGCCAGGAGCGCCGCCGACGAAGCACUGCUCGCCGCCGGCCCAGGGAGGGAGCCCCGGCACCGGUGGUGACCACGACCACGGGCACGGGCACGGGCACGGCGGCAAGCUGCCGUUCCCGCCUGUCUACGGUGUGUCCUACGCGUCGCCGCCGCCUCCAGGGAAGCCGUACUACUAGCCCGUGAAGACCGCUCGCCGCCUCGCCGGAGCGCCGGUCAUCGGCACCAACACCCACCCGCCACCGCCAGUAUAAUACUUCUCCAUGCAUCCCUGUAGUAUUUUUUGCUCAUUUUUUCUUCUUCUUUCUUCUUUGAUGAUGAUGAGUAUUUGAUCAAAGGCAAUUGAAUCAAAGAGUUGCAAUGUAUUGAUUCUUUCUCACUCCCCUCUUCCUCCCCCCUCACCGAAUUUUAUUGAUUUAUUAAUUGAUCUGGAGAUGUAUAAUCCUGCUCC